AUGAGAGAGAAUGAGAGCGAGUAUGAGAGCGAGUACGAGAGCGAGUACGAGAGCGAGUACAAGAGCGAGUAUGAGAGAGAAAAUGAGAGUAUGAGAGCGUCUGAGAGAGAGUACGAGAGAGUACGAGAGCGAGUACAAGAGCGAAGUGAGAGCGAGUAUGAGAGUGAGUAUGAGAGAGAGUACGAGAGAGAGUAUGAGAGUGAGUAUGAGAGAGAGUAUAAGAGUGAGUAUGAGAGAGAGUACGAGAGCGAGUACGAGAGAGAGUACGAGAGCGAGUACGAGAGAGAGUACGAGAGCGAGUACGAGAGAGAGUACGAGAGCGAGUACGAGAGCGAGUACGAGAGCGAGUACGAGAGCGAGUAUGAGAGAGAGUACGAGAGCGAGUAUGAGAGAGAGUACGAGAGCGAGUAUGAGAGAGUGUACGAGAGAGAGUAUGAGAGAGUGUACGAGAGAGAGUACGAGAGAGAGUACGAGAGAGUAUGA
Messenger RNA from Knipowitschia caucasica, 483 nucleotides. NCBI's taxonomy places the organism in Eukaryota, Metazoa, Chordata, Actinopteri, Gobiiformes, Gobiidae. The record is from the annotation of a GenBank genome assembly.